CAAGUAUCAGUUGACUGCACACCUGCUCCGUACUCAUGGCCGUGGUUAUCCAGUGCGAUGUUACCUUUAAAUAAUAUUUGUCAUUAGAAGAACGUCGUCCAGUAUUGUCGCUGCUUGGUUCUAAGUUACAACUUCGAAAGUGCUUCUGAAACUAAAGAAAGAUUAAUGAUGACUUGUAAUCAAGUCCAACUGGGUUUGCAAUGGAGAGCGUGAAGAAGUGGCUGUCGGAGAGAGCCAACAAGAAAAACGGUAUCUACGUGCACUACAGCCCGCCCAAACUACUUGGCGUAGUAACUGCCGCUCAGCUGCGGCAGUGGGCUAGAGGAGGGGCCGCCAACAGACUGGAGCGAGCAGUGCUAGCGGGGCAGGGGCACCGACUGCUGUCAGAAGCAGAGUCCCUGCCCCUGUCACACCACCUGCCCACCCUGGUGGCCAAGUGCGACGCCCUCCACGCUGCGGUUGAGAGGGGCUCGCUCGCGGAACUACAGGUAUUACUGGAGCUCCUGGACUCUGAAUACAACCGUCGAAAGUACCUGAUGUGCCGCGAUGAAGCCGGAGUCGGGCUGCUACACAAGGCGAUAUUCUACGACUACCUGGACAUCGCCGAGUGGCUCGUCAGCCAGAAUCCCAUGCUCGUGCAUCAGAAGGAUUCUGCAGGCCGUACUCCUUUGCACUACGCAGCGGUGUGUAGGGACGAAGCACAUGCGGCGUCGCUGCUGGAGGGUGCGGGGGCGGCGCGGGGCGCGCGGGACGCGGCCGGCAGGACGCCGGCCCAUUACCGCGGCCCCGCGCGCACUCUGCUGGCGCUGCCCAUCUCGCCCGACAUGGCCAGGGAAACUAAGAACCCACCAGGUUUGGUGAUAAAACGCCACAACAUCCGAAUAUGGUGUCACGACUGCGACAUGGCGCGUCUUCAGCGCGUGGUGUGGGAGGGGCACGGCGCGCGGCUGCUCAGCGAGGUGUCUAGCCAGCCUGUGGUCAAGAAGUUCCUGGAAGCCGUGCCUUAUAUCAUGAAUACAGUCCGAGAAAUCCACAGCUCCGUGAUACAGAAUGACCUUGAAGGCCUCAUGAAGCACGCGGGAGACCCGGUGCCUCCGCAAGCGCUGUCCAGCAGGGACGCCCAUAAUAUGACAGUCAUGCAUAAGGCUGCUGGUCUCGGCCACGGGGGUAUACUCCGGUACAUCGCCGACAGAUACCCACAAGGCAUCAACGACAUCGAUAACGACGGUCGCACUCCGCUCCACUACGCAGCCACUGUCAGAGACGAGCAGCACACGUACAACAUGCUCGUCAGCAUGGGAGCUGAUGAGGCCGCCACAGAUAACAAAAAUAAGACUCCAGGGUAUUAUAUAAAUAGACCCCAGGAAAUAGAUAAAUCUAACCUAAAAGCGAUACCCGAUGCACCUAGAACUCCUUCAAGUGCUUAUCCAUCAUCGUGGGACUGGAAACUGCUAGAUACGGAGGUUAUACAAGAAUUGAAUAAGAAAUCCAGGAGGAAGAAUUUAAAAGCAUCAAAUGAAAAUAUAUCAUCCAAGAAUAAUACACAAACCGUAUCAGAUAGCACUGAUACUCAUACUACUAAAGCUAUGAAAGCUAGUAGCACUCGAGAAUUCAUAAAAGAUUUACCGGACUUAGAUAAACAAGUAGAUCAUACAAAGGAUGAGGAAGUACAGGAAAAUACUGAUGGAAAUACUGAUGAAACUGAAAAAGAAGAAAAUCAACAUGAUGAAGAGGAUCCUGUUGAUGACCACGAAGAAGAUCAACAUGAUGAAGAGGAUCCUGUUGAUGACCACGAAGAAGAUCAACAUGAUGAAGAGGAUCCUGUUGAUGACCACGAAGAAAAUCAACAUGAUGAAAAGAAUCCUGUUGAUGACCACGAAGCCCAUGAAUAUAAACAACAUUCCGAAGAUGACAAAGACGAAGAAAAACAUUUUUCCGAUAGUGAAAAAGUGGAGGAAAAACGUGAUUCUAAUUAUGAAGAUAAGCAUGUUUCUGAAGAUGGCCACAAUGAACAGAAUGAUAAUGUUGAACAUGAUGUAUCUGAAAAUAACGUAGAGAAGUCUAUUGUUUCAGAUGAAAAUGCAAAUGAAAGUGAAAAUGAGUUGGUUAACAAUGAAAAUGAAAACGAUCAUGCAGAUCAAGAUUUUGAUGAAAACGAUGACAACAAAACAGAACACAAAAAUAUGUAUGAAGAAGAUAUUUCACGUACUGAAGAACAUAGUAAUGAUGACAAAAAUGAUGAGAAAGAAAAUAGUCACACUAAUCAAAACGAUGAAAAUGAGGAAACAGCAGAUGGGAAAGAUCACGAGGAAGAAAAUGCAACAGAAGAAGAUUCUGAUGUCACAGGAAAUGAAGGAAACGACACCAACGGCCGAAAUAUGCAAGAAAGUCUAAUAUCAGGCAUUAUUAGUGGUGAAGCUGAGCAGGACUCGCAAGAUGCAAGUAUAGCACAAAGAGAAGAUUCUGUUCAUGGCGACGUUCUUGUUGUUGAUCAUGAAAUAGAUCCUGAAAUCACAGAAUUAAUAAACAGUGCGAAUAUGGAAAUGUUAGCCACUUUGGUAUUAAAUGGUGAGGGCUCAAGACUGGUAGGCAGAAGAUCAAGAAACUCAGAGUUACAAGCAUUCUUGGACAAUGUUCCUACGUAUAUGCAAAAAAUCAACAGAGUUCACUUGGCGGCUAGAGAAGGAAAUAUUAGAGAUCUACAAGCAGCUUUAGACAGAAGAAAGUUUGCAAUAGCACGAGACCCCAUAUCGCCAAAUGGUGCUACUCCUCUACACGUGGCCACUGUAUUCGGGAAAACAAAUAUAAUGAAAUAUUUAGGAGGAAGAUUCCCGGAAACACUAUCUGCAGUGGAUUUUGAAGGAAGAACUUCCUUGCAUUAUGCCGCCGUUCUCCCAGAUAAUGGACAUUAUUACAAUUUAUUGCAGCAACUUGGUGCCAAUUCAAAAGAUCUAGAUGACAAUGGACGAACGGCAGAGGAUUAUUUGAAAAAUCCUGACUUGCUCCCGUUUAGUCAAUUAAUGACUGAUUACGGCAUAACAGAAGAAUUUGCCCAAGAAAUGUUGUCAGAUAAAAUUCCUGAGGACCGUGUAUCGUCCCGCCGCGCUUUGGAUACUCCAGAAGCCCUGGACACCCUCGAGCGUUGUUACCGGCUUUUAGCGUCUGCAAGGCCGGUUCGAACUCCACUUUCAGCAUCGUCCAAUAGAGCCACGCCACCGCUAGUUCUAGGAAGAUUCCUUAAACGGUCGAUUUUUGAAAUAAUUAAACACAGAACAACGAAACUUGACCAUGAUCUUUUUGACGUAAUCUGGCCAGCUGUGAAAAAAUUACCAGACAAUAGAAAUAUUAUUCAAACUGUCGAAGAAGACUUUCCUGGAGGCAUAACUGCGCCAGAUUAUUAUGUUUAUGAAGUUUUCCAUGAAUUUUUACUUCCCUUAAUAAAAGAUUUACACAACAUCAACGUCAACUCGGAUUUACAAAUACAUCCUCAAUCUGACUUUGCCAAAAUACAAUCGACGACUUCAGCAUCAGAACCACUUGUAGAAUUAAAUAUAGAUACAAAUGAUGAGUUUGUACUUUCCGGUACUAUUGAGUGUUCCAGAAACUUGAACGGCUUUGAAUUACCAUUGAACUUAAAGGUAGGAAAAUUGGAAACCAUUGAAAGAAUUAUAACAACUAUAUUAUUGCAAGAUGAUUUUGCUAAGUUUAGUGAACAAUCUAAUCCAGAAUCUGAUCAAAAAGGUGGAACUUAUUAUACUUUAAAUGAGGUUUUAGAAAAACCUUCUGAAAUAUGCGCUGCCUUAGCUUCUAGUGGAUUAUUAAUAGCAUUAUGCGACAGGGAAGAAAUUGAUGACUGUACUCGCUUGCAUGGUCGACACUGGCCGUACGGGCGCGGUGUUUUUGUAACUGAUGAUAAAACUAUUGCAAUUUGGAUUAAUGUGCAUGACCACUUACGUGUACUCGUAUCAACACCUACGGAUUCCCCAGGAGAGAUAGGUCUUCCGUUUAGUAAAAUGUCUUUCAUUAUGUCGCAUCUGCAUCAAAGACUUGAUUUUGUCUGGGAUCCAAAACUUGGGCACUUGAGCAGCAGGCCAACAUUUUUGGGUGCAGGAAUAAGAUUCAGCCUCAUUAUCAACUUUCCUGGCCUGUCCAAAGAUUCGGAUAAUAUGAAGCAUUUAUGUGCAAUGAGAGGACUGCAGUAUCGAGAAACUUUAAGUGCAGAUAUAGUUAGAAUAAGUAACUACCAAUGUCUGAGCACUACAGAGACAAAUUGUUUCAAUGAUUUCUCGACUGCUUCUUCAAACUUACUGCAUUUAGAGAAAGAUUUAUCAUUGCAAAAUUCAGCGCACAUUGCAACAAUGCUAACAAAUAUUUUUAGACGAAAACGGAGCAGCUUAGCUGAUUUGGAAAGUCCGGAAAAACAUCCUAAAUUCUAA
Messenger RNA from Plodia interpunctella (Indianmeal moth), 4436 nucleotides. RefSeq lists its product as uncharacterized. Gene Ontology annotation, molecular function: kinase activity; protein binding. The transcript is spliced from 17 exons. The record is from RefSeq and is a predicted model, not a curated record. Bases 201 to 4436 code for a protein of 1411 amino acids. NCBI's taxonomy places the organism in Eukaryota, Metazoa, Arthropoda, Insecta, Lepidoptera, Pyralidae.